Messenger RNA from Triticum aestivum (bread wheat), 2000 nucleotides. RefSeq lists its product as uncharacterized. NCBI's taxonomy places the organism in Eukaryota, Viridiplantae, Streptophyta, Magnoliopsida, Poales, Poaceae. The record is from RefSeq and is a predicted model, not a curated record. The transcript is spliced from 3 exons. The coding region runs from base 91 to 1881 and encodes 596 amino acids.
GCUAAUCUCAUCUCAUAUAUAGGACCACGCAGCCGCGGCGGCGAGUGCACUCGCUCGUAGUCGUAGACGGCAAGCCUGAAUACUAGCGAGAUGGAGGGUGUCUCGGAGGAGCAGCAGUCUCCUGAGUCCUCCAUCGUGGUAAAGGAGAUCAUGUCCCUGCACAGGGAGCGCAGGUACCUGCUCGCCUCCCUCACCUCCGGGGUCUCCGUCUGGAAGCGGCGAGGGCUAGGAGAAGAAAUAACUCUAGUCCGGAGGCUCGCCGGAACGGACUACACGGCCCCCGUCCAGGGCCAGGUCCAGGAGAUGGAGACGGAAGAAUCGGCCUCGGCAGCGGAGCAGCUCGGGAGGUACUUCGAUUCUAUCGUGCACGAUAGGGAGGACCUGAGCCACCGGAUGCUGUCCAUGGCGUACGCUGUGGUCAGACCCGAUAAUGGCGCCGCCCUCUCCUCGUACACGGCCGAUGAGCUCGUUAACUCGACGUCCGCAUUAAUGCACGCCUGCAAGGAGCUGUACGAAGACACCCACGAUAAUGAGCAGGCGGGGGAGGAGCAGAAGAACACAUUCUUGGAUCUCCACGACAAGUUCCUGAGAGAACCCUUGAGCUACGAGAACACGCUGGCCUUAGUGGUUACCAGGGAGGAGGAGGAGUUCUACGAGAAGGUGGUGGAGACGCUGAAGAAAAGGGCGGAGGAGGUGCGUCAGCAGAACAUGUUGAAGUGGAAGCGAUGGGAGGAGAAGGAGAAGGAGAGGGAGAGGUACUACACGGAGAGGAAGAUGGGGAGUGGGAAGGACAAGGAGAUUGAGUUGAGGUGGAAGAAGGAGAGGGAGAAGGAGCAGGAGGAGAGGGAGAAGAAGGACAAGGAGGAGGAUGAGAGGGAGAAGAAGGAGAUGGCCACAAUGGAGUAUCUCAAGAAGCGGAUGGAGGUGAGCGAGGAAUUCUUCGCGGAUCAUCGUGACGGUUGGGAAACUGGAUGGGGCAGCAAGAGUGUAAGGUGCGGCGACUUCCGAGACAAAACCACAUUGAGCCCUAUGCAUUUUACGCACUACACACCCAAUACCAUCCGAUCCUCUUGUGGUGUCACUGGGAGCACCUUGCAGAUCUACUCCAUACAAAUUCUUGAACUAAAAAGAGGAUUGAAAUGGCCACUCAAACUGUACGGAGUGGUCGCUGCUCGAGACAGCGUGGAUCGCAACCGCAACAUUGUCUUCUCUCGGUCAAGUCUUAACUCUCAAGAACUCAAUGAAAAUGGUUCUUCUUUAUGUUUUACUGGUCCGUCUCGUGCAAUUGUAGCUCUGGGCCCUGUUGACUUUGAAAUAGAACUGAAAAUAGAAGAGGGAGAGGAAUCCCACGACAAAGAAUUGAUCACUCUUAGCAAGCGGUAUGAGGGUACAGGUACCUCCCUCGUGUUCGAGAACAGUUUGUGUGUAGCGGAGUUAAAAUUUAAGCAGAUUUCUGAAGCGGUCCAGGCCACUGUCUUGGGUGUAUGCGUUGUUGAAGGGGACUGGCCUUUUGAACAUGGAUGCCGAGUUGCUUGCUCCUUGACUGCUGCUGCAGAUGAAGUUGUGGCUGAUGCAGAUGAAAUUGUGUUGCUUGAUUGUCGCGGUGAUGAUAAAGAAGUGCGUGUAGGAUCAGAUGGUUACCUUCAUCUGUCAAGGAAUGUUGUGUCAGUGCAAACACAAGGAACACUGGUAGUUGUCAUACGAACCUACUUGGAGUCUGGUUGCGCUGCUCAAGAUUCGAAGGUCGAAUUCCUUGCCAAGCUUUGCCAGACAGGUGAGGGUGAAUGUUCAGUUGGCAACAGUAAGGUGAAGAUCGUUGUUGCUUGGUCCCUCCUUGUCAAGGAGAAGCAGGACCUCUUGGUGGAUUGUCCAGCGGUUUGAGCCUUGAAGAAUUUGUGUUUAGCUUAUGCUAUCCAACUAUUUGUGUAGCAACUACUUAACUCUGCGUGGUUUGUUAAAAUGUAUGUGCACUGACUAUUUAACUCUGGUGGUUUGUUCAA